Closterium sp. Yama58-4 is the source of this 1758-nucleotide messenger RNA. The record is from the annotation of a GenBank genome assembly. NCBI's taxonomy places the organism in Eukaryota, Viridiplantae, Streptophyta, Zygnematophyceae, Desmidiales, Closteriaceae.
AUGGCUGGAGGAACCUCCGCGGAUUGCUCUGGUCGCGAAACCUCCGCUGGAUCAUUCUCCAGUAGAACCGACGGGAAAACCGCGGCGGACGGCCGGAAAGGUCCUCGUGCGUUCGCAGAUCUCAUCGACGGCGUUCACGGGCUCCACGUUUUGCGGAUCAACAGCCGAUUGGCUGCUCAUCCUUCCGUUGCCACCACUGCCGCUACGGCUUCCCCGCCGGACCACUCCCGUCCGUCGCCCGACCCUCCCGCGACCUCGUCCAUUCCCGUGCCCAGACCUGCCACGUCAGCGGCUUCUGCGGCUUCGUGGAACUCGCAGGAGAAUUCGUCUGCUGGGCACGCGUUUGGGCAGCAUUAUUUGUCGCUAGUGGAGAGUGACAAGGCUCGGCACAGGUCACGGAUGUUGAUGGUUCAGGGGCAGGAGGGCGGAAUAGAGGGAGAAGGGGGGAGUGAAUUGAGUGGAGGAGACGGAGGCGGUGGUGCCGGUAACUACCGUGGGAGGAAACUGGGCAUAACGGCUACAGCAGGGCUGCUGGGGGCCACAUACCCUAACGGCAUAUACUACGUGCAGCUGGGCAUCGGCACUCCGCCACAGACGUUCAAUCUGGACAUAGACACGGGCAGCAACCUGCUCUGGGUCAACUGCCUGCCCUGCAACCCCUGCACGCUCUCUAAAACACUGCAAACCAACCCGCCCUUUGAUUCCUCCAAAUCCUCCUCAGUCAAGCUCCUUCAGUGCUCCAACAAGGCGUGCAUCAACCCCGAUCGAACCGUCAAGAUCCGCAACUGCAACGUCACCGCCAAGCCUCUGGCCAAAGGCUCGGCAGCAGGCUCGGCAGGAGGCUCGGAGGAGGAGGAGGAUUUGGGGUGUAUGUACUCAGUGGCGUAUGGGGAUGGGAGUGGGACGUCAGGGCGCCUGCUGGGUGACGUCAUCCAUCUGCCCAUCUCCGGUUCUGCCAGAGCCUUCAAAGUCCCCAUCACGUUUGGCUGUGGAAACUCGCAGCAGGGAAACUUCUACAACGGCCUGGGAUGGACCUACUACCAGGCUUUAGACGGGCUCAUAGGGCUGGGCAGGGGGUCGCUCUCUCUUCUCACUGCUGUUGGCGCCUACAAGGAGUUCUUCCCCAUAAGGCAAGUGGUGGCGCACUGCCUGGGGGGCGAUGGAGGGGGCGGGAGGAUGACAGUAGGUGACCUCCCCAUUCCCCCUCUCACCACCUUCACGCCUCUACGGCCAGACGAAACUUUUUACAAAGUGACACUGAGGAAGGUGCUCGUUGGGGGAAUAGAGGUGGCGGUGAAUCCAGCACAGUACGGAAAUCUGACGCACGGCAACGCCAUUUUUGACAGCGGCACCACCUACUCAAUCAUGCCGCCUCUCUUCGUUCCCCCCCUCUUCCGCCUGAUCCAAGCGGCAGUGGGCCUGCCUCGCUAUGCCUUCUCCAUUGGCAAGGAGGGCUCGCUCUGCUUCUCCUCCACUGACAAGCUGACAGCAGAGGACGUGAGGAACCGUUUCCCUCACAUCAACCUGCAAUUCGAAGGGAGGGGCGUGUUCAUGAACCUUCCACCGCACACAUACACCUUCAAAGCCAUGGACGAGGGCGUGGAGAUCGUGUGCACGCAGGUGGUGCUGGGGUCUGAUACCAUCAAGGCUCCCAACGGACUGGCCUUCAUCAUUGGAGCUCUGUGGAUGAGGGAUUUCCUUGUGAUUCACGAUCAGGAGGAGAACCGAGUUGGAUGGGCUGCCAUGAAAUGCACUUGA